AUGAUUCACUAUCAACAUGCCAAGCUACUUUCAGCACAACUGUCUCUGUCAGAUUCGACCAAGAGCACCAUGAGUACAAAGGCAUGCAACACAACAAAACGAUCAAACAAGAGAAGGAGAGUUUCCUUUAACCGCGACGUUCUAGUCUGUGAGGACGACAGCUAUUCCCAAGAAGAGCGAAACCAAAUGCACUACACAAGAGAUGAAAUGCGAUCCUUCGCUGGAGCGAUCCUACAAUACAUCGAGAGUAUUCGCUGCGUUGAGAGUCAAUCGUCUAUAACAGACUCCUCCUCGCCUUUCACGGCCACAGGCCUAGAAGGAUUCCUUCACCCUGAGCACAAGAAGAAGCACCGACUCCAAGGUGUCUUGUCGGUUCUAAUGGAACAAGAGAGACAAUACAAGGAACAGGGUCUCUUCACUCCAGUCGAUUUCGAUUCCAUGUCUCACUCGUACCACAUGGCAUCGCAAGAGAGUCAAGAAGAAGCUCACCAAAGAGCAUUGACACAGCACACGGUGGUAAGCAUGGCUGCCUAA
This is a messenger RNA of Cylindrotheca closterium, 534 nucleotides long. The record is from the annotation of a GenBank genome assembly. NCBI's taxonomy places the organism in Eukaryota, Bacillariophyta, Bacillariophyceae, Bacillariales, Bacillariaceae.